Molecule: messenger RNA, 3278 nt
Organism: Zootoca vivipara (common lizard)
Lineage: Eukaryota; Metazoa; Chordata; Lepidosauria; Squamata; Lacertidae
Gene: EDARADD
Product: EDAR associated via death domain
Biological process (GO): signal transduction
Molecular function (GO): protein binding
Source: RefSeq, a predicted model, not a curated record
CGAAGGUGAAUCCGGAGAGGGGACUGUUUAGCAUGAAGUGCAGCUUGGGGGUGGGGAGAGCGCCUCUCCCCCCGCCCCGCACAUGGCUCUUCCCCUGCUAAGUUUGGGCUUUUACCUGCAGCUUCCGCUCCCUUCGGAGACUCCUCACGUACAGCAGGGAGAGCGAGCGAGCGAGCCAGCGAGCAGGGGCUUCCAUCAGCACUAAACCAGGAAGUGGGGAAGGAAGCACCGCUGGAGGGAGCCUGGCCUGAGGGAGUUGCUCGGUCGCAAGGACAGGCGCGCCCGUGUUCCCCUGGAGCUUCUCCCACCCCUUCCCCAAUGGCUUCUCCCGGGGACCCUCCUCUGCCUGAAGCAGAUCAGGCAAUGAAAGAGCCAGUAGAAGAUACAGACCCUAGCACUUUAUCCUCAGAAGAAACAAACAAGUACCCUGUUCAAGAUACAGCACUACCAAAAGAUGAUGAAUACCAAACAGAAAAAGUGACGUUGGAAAUAGCAUCUGUUAACAUUAGGAGCCUGACAUCUGAUUCGGGUCUCAUACAACAGCCAGAAGAAGAUGAUGACAGCCAAAGUAGUACUGGUGAAUCACCUACAGCUCUGAAGAAGUCGUGUACAGAAAAUGGCACCUGCUGCUUAUAUUUGUCUCGCCAGCCAACCAUCAGUGACCUGCUCAAUGAUGAGGACUUGCUGUACAUGAUGAGGAUAAAGUUGGAUCCCUCCCACCCCACAGUGAAAAACUGGAGAAACUUUGCAAGCAAAUGGGGAAUGACCUACGAUGAAUUGUGUUUCCUGGAACAGAAACAACAGAGCCCUACCUUGGAGUUUUUGCUACGGAAUAGUGACAGAACUGUGGAUCAGCUGAUUGAUCUCUGUAAAUUAUAUCAAAGAGUUGAUAUUGAGAAAAUGCUGCUGAAGUGGGUGGAAAAAGAAUGGCCAAAGAGAGGGCAUGGAACCUAUCAGAACAACUACUAAAUGAAAGAAAAUGUCCAAUCCACAUUACUUCUAUGGUGGAAAAUUGAGAGAGUAACAUAACUCUGUUCAGUUUGCUAAGUGUGCAUGUGUAGCUUUCCUUUGUUAGUGAAAGGAACCACAUUCAUUUUUGCAACAUAAAAUGUUUACCGUAUCUGUGUACCUAGCCUUUGCAACAACACGGGUGAUCUUUAAAUAUGCAUCAGUUCAAUGCAGCAAAAGAAGAAUGACAACCACAAUACACUAUUUGGGCUGACUGCACAGUUACUUCCUUCAAACAAACUGAACUAUAAUUAAUUCCCAUUUUCAUGGAGAGAAUAAUAAAAGUGAAGAAGGAUAAGGGUCUGGACCUCUUUAAAGGGCUCAUACCUAUACUGCUGGGGCCUGUUCCAGUUCACCAUAGUUGCCUCAGCCAUAGAGAGAAGAAAGCAGACCAUACCAGACUGGAAUAUCUUCAUUUAUUUAACCUAGCCUGCUAAUUCCUGUGGGGAUAUAUUUUUGUACUUCUAAAGAUAUAUGUGAACUGUACAGAAGUAAGGCAUGUGCUUCUGAAGAAAGCAGGCUAGGGGCACCCAAGGUUGGCUUCCUUGGGCACUGACAACCUCCAGCGCCCCUUCAUCCUGCUGCUACCCAUCUAGCAGCCCUGAGUGAGCUGGCAGUGAAAGGAGCAAGGAGAAAAUGGACCAGCACUCUCUAAUCACCUCACCCUCUCCUUAGGGUGUGGAUUAGGCCCACAGGACAGGACAAAUGAAUGGGCAAUGUCAACAGUAAUAAGAAGGACAUGGGACUACUUGAAGUGGGGUUCCUGAAGGCAUCUAGCUGAGGGUCUCCCGAAACCUGGAGCUGACAGUGGGAGUAUGUAGUCCUCUUUGCCCUUAUGUUUGUGUCAAUACAGAUUCAGUUUUACUGCUACAAUUAAAGGUCCUGGACUAUGAGUGGGUGACACAGAAAAUUGUGGCAGCUUCCCUUUGCUGUUGCUUCUGAAAGCUAUGAUCAGCAAUUGCAUUCCCUUGACUUAAGGUUGGUUUCUCUUCCCCGCCCCCCUUCUGUAUUCUUGAGUAUUAGAUGUCAUCCAGAUAUUUCAAGUUCUAACCUGCAUAACGAAAAUAAACUCUGAACAUUUUAUGUUUGGAACAGCUUUGUAUUUGGAAUCGUGUGCUGUUUAGAUACUCUGCUUUAAUAAAUUAAUUUUGGGCAAGUAUUAUAAACAACCUAGUCAUUAUAUAAAUUUGUGUUUAAAUAAAGCAGCACCUUUAGGGUGUGCAAUCCUGUAUUGCAAGUAAAAUAAAUUGCAUAUUUAGUUCACAGAGAAUUGUCAAGAGCCAGUAGCUCUAGCUUGUUUCAGAUUAUUCAAGUUCACUCUAGUGUCUCUGUAGUUUUAGAUCUUUUAGCUUCUUUGAAUUAAAGUGGUUAAAUCUCAAAUGUGGCAAUAUAUUGAAAUAUUUUUGGAGUGAUUCCAUUAAUUGGAAUUGCUCAUUCCCUGUGGUUAGUAGAUUUGUUCCAACAUGUUUUCAGAGACAGUUUGAGAACUAGUAUUAGAGCAGGCUGUUACAAAGCAUUUAUCUCUACAAUAUUAUCAUAACAAUUAUGAGAGAUCUAUUAGUAAACCUUAGUAAACUAUUGAAAGAAAUAGUCUCAGAAAUUAACUUCCAGAUUAAUUACAGUCACUUGAAUAUGCAUCUUACAUAGCAUGACACAAUGGUGGGCAGAGGGCCAAUUCAGAGGUAAAAGUCAGACACUUUGAAUACAUUACAAAUGUGAAGGGUAUGCUGUAGAAAAAAUGAAUCAUUUGAUACAUAUGUGAAUAGAAAAAGGGAUCAUUUGUUACACAUGUGAAUCGGAACAGAGGUAAUAAGAAACCAUAGGAUCAAGAUCUGUAUUAAAAUAAUGAAGGGCUAAACCAGGCUGUUUUUUCUUUCAAAAAUAUAGAAUACGUAAAAUGUUGAGCUAUAGCCCUAAGCAUGCAUGCUUAGCAGCAAUUCGUUUAAAUUGAAUGGGACUUACUUCCAAGUAGGUAUGCUUAUGACUGAAGCCUUUUUCAGACAUGCUAAGCUCUUGAAAAUUCUUCUGAAUAGCUUUCAGAGUCACUGCCUUCAAGAACAUUUGUUGAAGAGUUCAACAGAUGAGGCAAGUUAGCUUUGAAUGUUGAGUGAAACCUCAGCCGCAGUAUGUUUACUCCUUUUACUCACAUAAUAAUAUGCUGAAUUUUUAAGAAUUGCUAAGUAUUUUUUUACUGUAAUGGAUCUGUGUUUACAUAGUCUCUACUGUGUAUAUAAUCGGUCUCUGUUACAUGUUUGUGUUAUACCUUGGUU